CAUUCACACAGACAAACCCACAAGUGCAUCCGUCAUCCAAUCACACGAUAAAGCGCCGCACACAGUCAAACCUCAUCUGUGCAGAUGCAUAUGCAUCAGAGUCUCUCCCCUCUGUACAGCCCAUGCUCCCGUAUGUACUCCAGCACACACAGCGGUGUCAGCCCUUCACACAGCCUCUCACGCCCCAUUGGCCGCCCCAGCCGCGCACGCAGCGCCGUGGACGAUAUGUCGGUGACGAACAGAUCCAGCUCGCCGGCCUUGGCGUCGUCCUCCAGACACCUGUAGGUGAUGCCCGGCGGCCAUCUGGGGUCGGCUGGGGUCGUCUCGGCGCCCUGACGUGGCACCACCAGGAAGCGGCACUCCUUCAUCAGAAGAGGGCCGUGCUGCCUGCAUGCAGAGACAGACAAGGGAGGGGGUGAAAGGGAGGGAAUGUGUGUGUUCUGUGUGCGGUGUGGGUACCAUUUUUGGAGUGUGGUGACGAGGUCGCUGCCGAUGAUGAGCCAGAAGUCGAUUGAGGGGUGCUCGCUGGCGUAGCGCUUCAUCAGCUCAUACGAGGGGAUGAACUGCCCGUGAUCCACCUCGGUAGACAUCACCUGCACAGACACACAACGCCACACCGAUACACACCAGCGGCAUCCAUCUGUGUCUGCAGGAAUCUCUGGUCAUUACCUUGAUGGGGAAGUCGUGUGAGAACGAUGCCUCGACGGCCCUGCGGCACAUCUCGAGCCGAUGGCGCGCUGCCCCUGUGGUCUUCUUGUCGGGCCGGUUGCCGCAGGGCACUAUCCACACCUCAUCCACACUACCGCAGUGAAGAACCUGCGCGGCCGUCUGCAACGCACACACGUAUGCGGGGGCAUCCAUCCUUUGUGUGAAUGGAUGGUGGGGUGCGAACCAUAAUGUGGCCGACGGUGAUUGGAUCAAAGCUGCCGCCGAAGACUCCUACCCUGCAAACACACACACAGGGCGCCGCUGUGUGCACAGCUCAACUAUCAACGGCAAGAGAUCUUUGUACCUUUUCUUGCUGUUCGCAUUCAUCACGGGAACGCACACGCGUCGCAGCGCCAGAUCUCUUCCUAGCACCCCAACUCUCUCGCUCUCGUGGGGUUUUCCUA
Messenger RNA from Vitrella brassicaformis, 1112 nucleotides. Lineage: Eukaryota; Vitrellaceae. The record is from the annotation of a GenBank genome assembly.